AUGAAUGUUUUUGGUGGUGCUCCACGUGUGCUUGGUUACCCACGGCCAGUUCUGGUGAAAUGUGGAACAGACGCUGUGCUUAAAUGUCAGAUUGGUGGAGAUCCCCAACCAGAUGUGAUAUGGGAGCGGAAAAAUGAGUCUAUUCAUCCUGAGGGUCGUUAUCGUAUUACCCAAGAUGGCAAAGUGUACACACUUUAUAUCUCUGGAGUCACCAUGGAAGAUGCUGGACAGUAUAUUUGCAGAGCCAAGAACAAUAUUGGGGAAACAUAUGCAGCUGCUACCCUUAAAGUGCAAGAGGAGACUCAAGAGCAGCAAACACAGCCAGCCCAAGCACCCCCACCCCAACAAAAUGACGUACAAGUAAUUCCACCAGAACAAGAUAUCAAAAUGAAGAUACAACAACAGGUUGGGGUGGAAAAGAAAAAAGACCCAUUCCAAGAUAACAAGCCUUAUUUUUUGAUCAAACCACUUUCCCUGAGAGUAGAUCGUGGAGAAGAUGCUGCCUUCUCCUGCAAGAUCACAGGCGAUCCUUUGCCUCAAGUGGUUUGGGAGAAAGAUGGUAAGCAGUUAAAUGAGAUCUAUGAGAGUGCCCACUAUCAUGUGGGCCAGCAAGAUGGUGGCUGGUUCCAGUUAAAAAUUUUCAAAACAAGAACUCCAGAUGGAGGGGUUUAUAUGUGCAAAGCAGUCAACAAGCAUGGAGAAGCAAUAACUGGAGCAGUGCUCCUGGUAGAGCCCAUUCCAGAACACAGAGAGGGGAGCAUGACGAAUGGAUACACCAAUGGUCAUUAUUCACCACAACAUUCAAGGGCCAAACACUCAAAAGAACCUCACCUGAAUGUGUCAAAGGCAAAGAAAUUCACAGUCACUGAGGGCAAACAUGCCAAAUUCCGUUGUUAUGUCACAGGAAAGCCUAAGCCAGAGAUCGUAUGGAAGAGAAAUGGAGAAAUCAUUAUGCCAAGUCGAAGACAUCUCAUUUUUGAGGACAGAGAGGGAUAUUACACCUUGAAAGUACUGUACUGUAAGCAGCAGGAUACAGGACUCUACAUUUGUGCUGCAUCAAAUGCCCUGGGAAACACACUGAGUGCUGUGCAGCUGUCCGUUAAAGGGCCUCCAGUUCGAUUUAAGCGAGCUCUACAAGAUUCAGAGUUCAGAGAGAGAGAUGUGGCUGUUCUAGAAUGUGAGGUUCCAGAAGAGUCCAUUUCCACCGCAUGGUACCUGGAGGAUCAGCGGUUGCAGCAUGGAAAUAAGUAUAAUAUGGAACAGAAGGGCACAUGGAGAAGACUAACCAUACAAAAUGUUGGGGCUGAUGAUGAUGGAGUUUACCUGUGUGAGAUGCCUGAUGGUGGAAAGACAAUUGCAGAAUUGGCAGUUAAAGGUACGAUUGUGAAGAAACUUCCACGGAGGUUAGAGGUGAUGGAAGGGGAGAAUGCAGCAUUCUUUGUGGAGGUGGAACAAGACGACAUGGACAUCUGCUGGUUUAAAGAUGGACUGCAGUUGCAAGAAACUCAUCAAACCAUUAUCAAAUCUUUUGGCAAAACUCACAUCCUGGUCUUUGUCAAUACAUCAUAUCAAGAUUCUGGAACAAUCACAUUUAUGGCAGGCAGAUCAACAACGAGUUCCAAACUCAGGGUCAAAACUGCACGACACUGCCCACCCAUCUGUCCUGUUGGUGUUCAGAUGAACACUGACUGUUGUCAAAAUGGUGUCGUCCUUUCCUGGUCACCGUCGCCUAAUUUGCAAAACUCCACUACGAAGUCAGUGUAUGUGCUAGAACGCCAAGAAGUGGGCUCUCAGGAAUGGCAGCGAUGUCUAACAACAGAGACGGGUACUUCUGCUGAAGUCCUGGGUGAUAGUGUGCCUUGUGAGGGUGACUUCCGUUUCCGAAUCUGCUGUGUUAAUAAAUAUGGAAGAAGUGGGCAUGUUGAGUUCCCCAAAGUAGUACAUCUGGCCCCAGGUCCAAAGAUCAAAAGCCCUCUGAAGAAUGCUGUGGUGACUGAAGGGGAGGAUGCUGUGUUCUCCAUUGAACUCUCUUCAGAAUUGAUUGGCACAUGGUUCCUGAAUAGCCAGCAGCUGCAGCAAAGUGAACACUUCUCUAUGACUCAGUCAAAGAACCAACACAUCCUUCGCAUCCGCCAAGUGCCAAAUGUGUAUGAUGGAGCUGAAAUCACUUUUAUUGCCACUGGUGUACGAGAUUCAGCAUCCCUACAGAUUAAAGUAUGUGAGGUGACAUUUUUACCAUUGUCAGAGAUGGACACCAAAAAGAGCACUGAGUUAGGCAAUCCCAUUGUGCUUUACUGUGAGGUGUCCCAGCCCACAGCCACCGUCCAAUGGUUUAAAGACGGAAAGGAGCUACAUGCAGAGGACGGUCUAAAUAUCCAAUCAGAUGGCAACAUGAGGAGGAUCAUCAUCCAUUCAGCAGAAUACUCUCAUUCCGGAGUGUACACCUGCCAAUCAAACAAUGACAUUCUCACAUUCAAUGUGAAUGUUGAAGCACCUCCUGUGUUAUUUAAAGAAAUAAAAGCAGAAGAAAGGCAGAAAAGCGCUAUGGAGCUGGAUCCUGUGGUCCUGACUUGUGAAAUCUCUCAACCAGAAGCACCUUCCUGCUGGUUUAAAGAUGGAGUUGCUGUUUUUCAGUCAGACAACAUCACCAUUCAGUCUGAAGGCAACAUGAGAAGACUUAUAAUACGUUCAGCAGAACUAGUAGAUGCUGGGACAUAUACUUGCCAAGCAGGCGACCAAACUAUGUCAUUUUCUGUCAACAUUAAAGAACCUCCAAUUACAAUUGUGGACCCAAAAGAUGACAUACAUAUGGAGCGCUAUGUCUCUGAGGAGAUAGUCCUAAACUGUGAGCUCUCUCGAUCUAAUGGAGAGGUUCAGUGGUUUAAAGAUGGCCUAAAGCUCCAAGAGACUGACAAUAUUCGCCUCAGUGCUGAAGGGCCAUACAGGAGGGUGAUCAUUUUCUGUGCUUCCAAGCGGGACUCUGGAGAGUAUGUAUGUGACGCAGGAGGUGACUCGGUUUUCUUUCAGCUCCUUAUUACAGAGGCUCCAGUUCGCUUCGUAUCCCCUUCUGAGUCAGAGGUAGAGGUGUGCAUAAUGAGCUCUGAGAAGCUGGUCCUGAACUGUGAGAUCUCCAAAGCAGAUGCAGAAGUCUGCUGGUUUUGUGAUGGCAUGGAGGUGGAUGAGAAUGAUAACCUGAAACUGGAAGAUGAUGGGAUUUAUCGCAGGCUGGUGAUUCCCUGUACAACCAUAGAUGAUUCUGCAGAAUAUGUUUGUGAGACAGCAGAUGACGCUGUCACAUUUUGGGUAAAAAUAGAAGAGCCUCCUGUGAAACUUUCCUCCUCCAAGCAGUCAGGCAGCAUUACUGAGAGUUUUGCAGGUGACCCUGUUAUUCUAGAGCUUGAGGUUUCCCGUGAAAAUGCAGAGGUAUGCUGGAUGAAAGAUGGCAUGAAAGUAGAAGAGAGCAGUAACAUUACAAUUACAGAGAACGGCCUUACACGCAAGAUAACCAUCCAUUGCCCAACUCUAAAGGAUUCUGGCAUAUACACCUGCAAUGCCAUUGAUGACACAAUGGAUUUUAAAGUCAAAAUUACUGAGGCACCAGUAACAAUCCUGAAUAAAGAUCAGAUCAAGAAUGAGCACAAAGUUAUGUUAUAUGAUGAUGUUGUAAUGGAGUGUGAGCUGUCUUCAGCCAAUGGUGUGGUCACUUGGUAUAAAAAUGGCAGUCCAAUUGAAGAGAACGAGCGCUUCUGUUUGGAGGAGGAAGGCACAUUUCGAUCCCUGGUCAUUCUCUGUGCGGAGCUGCAGGACUCUGGAGAAUAUACGCUUGAUGCUAAAAAUGAUACAUUUUCAUUUCAUGUCACAGUACAAGAGCCAUCAGUGAAGAUCAUUGGCAAUUCUGGUGAUCCUGACUACCAGGAGAUGGUGACAGGAGAUGAUCUCAUCUUAGCCUGUGAGGUUUCCCGAGCCAAUGCACCAGUGAAGUGGCUAUUUAAUGAAAAAGUGUUGAUCCCCGAUGAGCGCACACAUAUUGAAAGCCAAGGAACACUCCGGAAACUUACUAUAUCUAACAUCCUCGUUUCUGACUCUGGAAAAUACAUGUGUGAUGCUGUAGAUGACAAGAUGCUAACUGUUGUUAAAGUUCAAGUACCUCGUGUGGUGGAAUUUCUCACAGAGCUUCACAAUACUACAGUUAUGGAGGGUGAGGAUGCUACGUUUAAGUGUGUGGUCUCUCCUGAUGAUGUUCAGUUGGUCUGGCUCAUGGAUGGAGAGCCAAUUAAACCCAGUGAUCGCUUCCAGAUUGAACAAAACAGCCUCUGCCACACUCUGAUUAUCCACAAGGUCCAGCUGCUGGACUCCUCUCGAAUCACUGCCGAAGCCGAAGGUCUCAUUUCUAAAGCUAGUCUUAAGGUCCAGGAGGCACAGGUCUUGUUUACAAAGAGAAUGGAGGCAGUGAUGGCUGAGGAGUUUGGAGAGGCUACAUUAGAGACAGAAGUGAGUCUGGAGUCUGGAGAGGUGCAGUGGAUGAGACAGGGGGUAGUGAUCCAGCCGGGACCCAAACAUAAACUCUCUCAGAAUGGCUGUAAACGCAUCUUGACCAUUACUAAUCUCAGCCUGUCCGAUCGAGGCACCUAUCGAUGUGAGACCCUCCAUGACCGCACACAGGUCAAACUCAAUGUGGAGCCGAGAAAGAUUGCCAUACGCAAAGGGAUGAUGGACGUUGAGACAUUUGAGAGAGAGACAGCGUCCUUCGAGGUGGAACUUUCUCACACUGAUGUGGAGGGUGUGUGGCAGAAAGAUGGUCUGCGUAUCAAACCAAAUAAUAACUGGCGUGUUAGUUCCAAUGGACGAGUACAUGGCCUCACACUCUCCAACCUCACAAUGGAGGAUACGGGAAGCAUUGUCUUUUCUGCAGAGGGACUGAGAAAUACUGCCAGACUGGUAGUCAAAGAAACACCAGUAGCAAUCUUUAAGAAGUUGUCUGAUGUCAGAAUUGAGGAGGAAUCUUCAGUCGUUUUGGAGUGCGAGUUGUCUAGGCCAAAUGUGGAUGUCAGAUGGCAAAAGAAUGGGAUAGAGCUCAAAUCCAGUAAGACUUUAAGGAUUUAUUCUAUGGGACGCAAGCGCUGUUUGCAGAUCAUGGAAUGCAGCAUCAGUGACUCAGGUCUUUAUACUUGUGAAAUAGGUGACCUCAGCACUUCCUGCAAACUUGAGGUCUACGAACAUGAAUUAGAACUCAUAACUGGCUUGGAGGAUCUUUGGAUUAAGGAAGACCAGAAUGCUGUCUUUAUGUGUGAACUUUCCAUGGAAGAUAUGCCUGGUGAAUGGUACAAAAAUGGCAGCAGGAUACGCCCCACUUCCACUAUCAAAACUCGUACUGAGGGCACAAAGCACUUCCUGCUUAUAUGCAAUGUAAAAGCAGAAGAUUCUGGAGAAAUCAAGUUUGUUUCCAAACAAGUGGAGUCAGUUGCCUGCCUUGAGGUUGAAGAGCUUCCUGUAAGCAUUGUCCGUCCCCUGAGAGAUCGUACAGCACUGGAAAAACACAGAGUUAUUCUAGAAUGCACUGUAUCAUCCCCAAAUUGUGAUGUUACCUGGUACAGAGAGAAUGAAGAGCUGGAAUCCACAGAGCAUAUGGAAAUAAUACAAGAAGGCUGUUAUCACAAACUCGUCAUCCAGCAGGUUGCACUGGAGGAUGAAGGAACUUACAGUAUUGAGGUUGGGGAGCAUACAUCCAUAGCCAAGCUGAUGGUGGAAGCCCAGUCUAUCCUAGUGGUGAAGAAUAUAGAGGAUGUGGAAGUGAGAGCUCCUGAAACAGCCUUCUUCCUGUGUGAGGUGUCAGUGGCACUCAUCAAGCCUCCUGUCUGGACUUUGAAUGGGGAGACUCUGCAGUCGGGGCCCAAUGUUCGAAUAGAUAACCAAGGAACUGUACACAAACUGACAUUCAAAACAACAAGUUCUGAUAUGAGUGGGACAGUCAAGUUUACCACAGGGAAAGCCAAGACUACUGCCAAACUGACAGUGCUGUAGAAAAUUAUCAUGAUUAUCGCAUAAAGGUGGAUUAAAUUACAAUAUAAAUGGUGUGUGGUCGUAUCUAGAGUUUAACUGUAUAUAAGUUCAAUAUAUGAGCAAUAUCAUAAUCAUAACAGUGCAAUAUGGCUGUAUAUCGGCGCUGGUGGGAGGCCUGCAUUGGCUCGAGGCCACAGGCCGUGUUCCUUAGAGUCCCACCAGUGACAAUAUACAGCCAUAUCGCACUGCUACGAGUGUGAUGUUGCGUUUAUUCAACAGUUUGAAAGCAUAAAUGUGUAUAAAAAAUCAAAUAAAACAUGAACAGUCUCAAAAA
Molecule: messenger RNA, 6334 nt
Organism: Danio rerio (zebrafish)
Lineage: Eukaryota; Metazoa; Chordata; Actinopteri; Cypriniformes; Danionidae
Gene: obsl1a
Product: obscurin like cytoskeletal adaptor 1a
Cellular component (GO): cytoplasm
Molecular function (GO): myosin light chain kinase activity
Source: RefSeq, marked provisional